Nomascus leucogenys (northern white-cheeked gibbon) is the source of this 2265-nucleotide messenger RNA. RefSeq names its product protein unc-45 homolog B-like. The transcript is spliced from 17 exons. NCBI's taxonomy places the organism in Eukaryota, Metazoa, Chordata, Mammalia, Primates, Hylobatidae. The record is from RefSeq and is a predicted model, not a curated record. Gene Ontology annotation, molecular function: Hsp90 protein binding.
AUGAGUAACACUGCCAUCGACAUCAACUCCUCGGACAUCAAGGCUCUGUAUCGGCGAUGCCAGGCACUGGAGCACUUGGGGAAGCUGGACCAGGCCUUCAAGGACGUGCAGCAUUGUGCCACCCUCGAGCCACGGAACCAGAACUUCCAGGAGACGCUGAGGAGACUCAACACCAGCAUUCAGGAGAAGCUCCGAGUGCAGUCCUCCACAGACUCGAGGGUACAGAAGAUGUUUGAGAUCCUCUUGGACGAAAACAGUGAGGCUGAUAAGCGGGAAAAGGCUGCCAACAAUCUCAUUGUCCUAGGCUGUGAGGAAGCAGGGGCUGAGAAGAUCUUCCAGAGCAAUGGAGUAGCCUUGCUACUGCAACUUCUGGACACUAAGAAGCCUGAGCUGGUGCUGGCUGCAGUGCGGACCCUGUCGGGCAUGUGCAGUGGCCACUGAGCCAGGGCCACAGUGAUUCUGCAUGCAAUGCGGAUAGACCGAAUCUGUAGCCUCAUGGCCGUGGAGAAUGAGGAGAUGUCUCUGGCUGUCUGCAACCUGCUCCAAGCCAUCAUUGACUCCCUGUCUGGGGAGGACAAGCGGGAGCAUCGAGGGAAGGAGGAGGCCCUGGUUCUAGACACCAAGAAGGACCUGAAGCAGAUCACCAGCCACCUGCUGGACAUGCUAGUCAGCAAGAAGGUGUCUGGCCAGGGCAGGGAUCAGGCGCUGAACCUGCUCAAUAAGAAUGUCCCCAGGAAGGAUCUUGCCAUUCACGACAACUCACGUACCAUCUAUGUGGUGGAUAACGGUCUGAGGAAGAUCCUGAAGGUCGUGGGGCAGGUUCCAGAUCUGCCAUCCUGCCUGCCCCUGACUGACAACACCCGCAUGCUGGCCUCUAUCCUAAUCAACAAGCUCUAUGAUGACCUGCGCUGUGACCCAGAGCGUGAUCACUUCUGCAAGAUCUGCGAGGAAUACAUCACGGGCAAGUUUGACCCCCAGGACAUGGACAAGAACUUGAAUGCCAUCCAGAUGGUGUCAGGGAUCCUGCAGGGCCCCUUUGACCUGGGCAACCAGCUGCUGGGACUGAAAGGUGUGAUGGAGAUGAUGGUGGCACUAUGUGGCUCAGAGCGCAAGACGGACCAGCUGGUGGCCGUGGAGGCCCUCAUCCAUGCCUCCACCAAGCUCAGCUGCGCCACCUUCAUCAUCACCAAUGGAGUGUCACUGCUCAAACAGAUCUACAAGACCGCCAAAAAUGAGAAGAUCAAGAUCCGCACACUGGUGGGACUCUGUAAGCUCGGCUCUGCAGGCGGCACAGACUAUGGUCUCAGGCAGUUUGCGGAAGGGUCGACUGGCCAAACAGUGUUGCAAGUAAGGGGGUGGCUGUGCAAUACUUCCAUAGACACCCGGACCCAGCGCUGGGCAGUGGAGGGCCUGGCCUACCUCACGCUGGACGCUGAUGUGAAGGAUGACUUUGUCCAGGACGUCCCUGCCCUGCAGGCCAUGUUUGAGCUGGCCAAGACCAGUGACAAGACCAUCGUGUACUCGGUGGCCACCACCCUGGUGAACUGCACCAACAGCUACGAUGUCAAGGAGGUCAUCCCAGAGCUUGUCCAGCUCGCCAAGUUCUCCAAGUAGCAUGUGCCCGAGGAACACCCCAAGGACAAGAAGGACUUUAUAGACAUGCGGGUGAAGCAGCUUCUGAAGGCGGGUGUCAUCUCUGCCCUGGCUUGCAUGGUGAAAGCAGGUAGUGCCAUCCUCACUGACCAGACAAAGGAGCUGCUGGCCAGGGUAUUCCUGGCACUGUGUGACAACCCAAAGGACCGAGGCACCAUUGUGGCUCAAGGUGGUGGCAAGGCCCUGAUUCCCCUGGCUUUGGAGGGCACAGAUGUGGGCAAGGUGAAGGCAGCCCACGCUCUAGCAAAGAUCGCUGCUGUCUCCAAUCUGGACAUUGCUUUCCCUGGGGAGCGGGUGUAUGAGGUGGUGCAGCCCUUUGUAAGACUCUUGGACACACAGAGGGAUGGGCUUCAGAACUAUGAGGCUCUCCUAGGCCUCACCAACCUGUCUGGGCGGAGUGACAAACUCCGGCAGAAGAUCUUUAAGGAGAGGGCCUUGCCAGACAUCGAGAACUACAUGUUUGAGAAUCAUGAUCAACUGCGGCAGGCGGCCACCGAGUGCAUGUGCAACAUGGUGCUCCACAAGGAGGUGAGGCAGGGCUCAGGAUGGAGACCCGGGCUUAAUCAAGGCACGAGAGGCAGGCCAGGGUCAGGGCCUGGGGGGAAAACCUAA